AUGAGGUCUAAAGCAAACCAAAGCCACGAGGUGAAGCUUCUCCUUGUUUGUCUUCUUGCAGCCUCCUUCAUUCUCAUCUUCAUCGUGAGAUCAACUCUUACAUCUCCACAGGAACACCAGACUCCAGAAGAGACGAGAUCAGGGGGUUGCUCUGGUGCCUGCAAUAAGCUACCACGUUCCCUCGCACAGGCCCUGAUCCAUUACUCGACUUCAGUCAUCACACCGCAACAAACGCUCAAAGAAGUAGCGGUUAGCAGUAGAGUACUAGACAAGAAGUCACCGUGCAACUUCUUGGUGUUUGGUCUAGGCCAUGACAGCCUCAUGUGGAGCUCUCUCAACUAUGGAGGCCGGACUGUGUUUCUUGAGGAAGACGAAACAUGGAUAAAGCAGAUCAAGAGACGGUUCCCGAUGCUGGAGUCAUACCAUGUGACAUACGACAGUAAAGUCAAUCAAGCUGAUAAUCUGAUAGAAGUUGGGAAAGGACCAGAAUGCACAGCCAUUGGAGAUCCAAGGUACUCAAUGUGUCAACUAGCACUCAAGGGUUUGCCUGCAGAAAUAUAUGAGACUAGAUGGGAUCUGAUCAUGGUUGAUGCACCCACCGGCUACUACGAUGAGGCCCCUGGGAGGAUGACAGCAAUUUUCACAGCGGGAAUGAUGGCGAGGAACAGGGAUCAAGGAGGAGAGACCGAUGUGUUUGUGCAUGAUGUGAACAGGGAAGUAGAAGACAAGUUCUCUAUGGCUUUCUUGUGUGAAGGUUACAUGAAGAAACAACAAGGGAGACUAAGGCAUUUUGUUAUUCCUAGCUAUAGAGAUGCAUCAGAUUCAGAGUCAAAUAGACCCUUUUGUCCAUAG
This is a messenger RNA of Microthlaspi erraticum, 852 nucleotides long. The record is from the annotation of a GenBank genome assembly. NCBI's taxonomy places the organism in Eukaryota, Viridiplantae, Streptophyta, Magnoliopsida, Brassicales, Brassicaceae.